UGCAAAUAAGCAAAUCGAGCCCCCGACAGUCCUUCUCUUACUUCAUCCCCGCCUGUCUGAGAUCAACGAGGGCAUACUGUCACCAUCAUUCACUACACACAAUAUCAGGCCUGUCAUUUGCAGACAUGGCGACUCUUAAAGCGCUAUCUAGAGUGGAGAGUGUGAUCAUCAGGAACGUGACAGCGACGAUCAAGACGAACAUCUCUCGAUUCUCCGUUGGCAAGAAUUGUUGCUGUUAUUUUUCCACUUCAAGACAACGGUCCGGGCGAUUUUAUUCAGACCCCCUUGACGCAGUUAAGGAUAUUCCUAAUGGAGCGACUAUUCUUGUGGGAGGUUUUGGCCUGUGUGGUAUUCCAGAAAAUCUGAUUAACAGUUUGCUGAAGACAGGAGUUAAGAGCCUGACUGCAGUCAGCAAUAAUGCAGGAGUUGAUGACUUUGGCCUGGGCCUACUCCUUCAGACCAAACAGAUCAAGCGUAUGAUCUCAUCAUAUGUGGGUGAGAAUGUGGAGUUUGAGAGGCAGUAUCUCAGUGGUGAGCUGGAGGUGGAAUUGACCCCACAGGGCACACUAGCAGAGCGGAUCAGGGCCGGAGGCGCAGGCGUGCCUGCCUUCUUCACUGCCACAGGCUAUGGCACACUCAUCCAAGAGGGAGGCUCGCCUAUCAAAUACAACAAGGAUGGUACCAUUGCCAUCGCAAGUGAAUCCAGAGAGGUGCGUGAAUUUAAUGGCCGGCACUAUAUCAUGGAAAAAUCCAUUACGGGUGACUUUGCACUGGUCAAAGCCUGGAAAGCAGACAAAGCUGGGAAUGUCAUCUUCAGGAAAACAGCACGAAACUUCAACCAGCCCAUGUGCAAGGCAGCCAAGAUCACAAUUGUGGAGGUUGAGGAGAUUGCAGACGUGGGCACAUUUGCAGCAGAAGACAUCCACAUCCCCAGCAUCUACGUCCACCGGAUCGUCAAGGGAGAUCGCUACGAGAAGCGGAUCGAGAGGCGUACAGUAAAGAAAGGCCAGGCUGAAAAUCCCAAACCCAAGAAAGACUCUGAUGUUGUGAGAGAGAGGAUUAUUCGCAGAGCUGCGCUGGAGUUUGAGGACGGGAUGUACGCUAACCUGGGCAUCGGAAUCCCCAUGCUGGCCAGUAAUUUCAUUAAACCGGAUAUUACCGUCCACCUGCAGAGUGAAAAUGGCAUUCUGGGGCUGGGCCCCUACCCAACAGAGGAAGAAGUUGAUCCAGAUCUCAUCAACGCUGGUAAAGAAACUGUCACAGUUCUUCCUGGAGCCGCUUAUUUCUCUAGCGACGAUUCCUUUGCCAUGAUCAGAGGGGGUCAUAUCAACUUGACCAUGUUAGGAGCCAUGCAGGUAUCCAAGUAUGGAGAUCUGGCCAACUGGAUGAUUCCGGGUAAGAUGGUGAAGGGUAUGGGAGGAGCUAUGGAUCUAGUGGCCAGUGCUGGAACUAAAGUGGUUGUUACAAUGGAGCACUCUGCUAAGGGUGGCAAACACAAGAUUCUGGAGAAGUGCAAUCUGCCUCUGACUGGAAAACAAUGUGUGGACCGUAUAAUCACAGAAAAGGCAGUAUUGGAUUUAAGUCUUUUUCAGAGUUCCCACGACUCCUUUAGUUUUUACAUCGACGAAGCCUCACCAGUUGGGCCGGAGCAGCCUGAGACCGUGCAGAACUUUGUCUCUGUGUUUGGCACGGUGGCCAAGAAGCUGAUGAGGAAGUGGUUGGCGACACAGACCAUGAACUUCACCAGCCAGCUGGAGGCGGGCAUCCGCUUCUUUGACCUCCGCAUAUCCACCAAACCCAGAGACCCCGACAACGAGCUCUACUUUGCACACGGCCUGUUCAGCGCCACCGUACGUGAAGGCCUGGAGCAGAUCAGCACCUUCCUGGCCUCCCAUGCUCGCGAGGUCGUGUUCCUGGACUUCAACCACUUCUACGGCGUACAGAACCUCCAUCACGAGAAGCUGGUCCAGAUGCUGCGCACCAUCUUCGGAGACCGACUCUGUCCAGUAGUGUUUGCUCAAGAGGUAAGCCUGAAGUACCUCUGGGAGAAAGAGUAUCAGGUGCUGGUCUUCUAUCACAAUCCCAUGGCUCUGGAGGUUCCUUUCCUGUGGCCUGGUCAGAUGAUGCCCUCUCCUUGGGCCAAUACCACAGAUCCUGAGAAGCUCAUUCAGUUCCUUCAAGCCUCAGUAAAGGAUCGGAGACGUAAGGGCACCUUUUUUGUGUCCCAAGUGGUUCUCACUCCCAAAGCAAGCACCGUCAUGAAGGGUGUCACCAGCGGUCUGAGGGAGACCAUCACAGAGAGACGUCUCCGCAUAUCCACCAAACCCAGAGACCCCGACAACGAGCUCUACUUUGCACACGGCCUGUUCAGCGCCACCGUACGUGAAGGCCUGGAGCAGAUCAGCACCUUCCUGGCCUCCCAUGCUCGCGAGGUCGUGUUCCUGGACUUCAACCACUUCUACGGCGUACAGAACCUCCAUCACGAGAAGCUGGUCCAGAUGCUGCGCACCAUCUUCGGAGACCGACUCUGUCCAGUAGUGUUUGCUCAAGAGGUAAGCCUGAAGUACCUCUGGGAGAAAGAGUAUCAGGUGCUGGUCUUCUAUCACAAUCCCAUGGCUCUGGAGGUUCCUUUCCUGUGGCCUGGUCAGAUGAUGCCCUCUCCUUGGGCCAAUACCACAGAUCCUGAGAAGCUCAUUCAGUUCCUUCAAGCCUCAGUAAAGGAUCGGAGACGUAAGGGCACCUUUUUUGUGUCCCAAGUGGUUCUCACUCCCAAAGCAAGCACCGUCAUGAAGGGUGUCACCAGCGGUCUGAGGGAGACCAUCACAGAGAGGUAA
Molecule: messenger RNA, 2834 nt
Organism: Sinocyclocheilus grahami
Lineage: Eukaryota; Metazoa; Chordata; Actinopteri; Cypriniformes; Cyprinidae
Product: succinyl-CoA:3-ketoacid coenzyme A transferase 1, mitochondrial-like
Exons: 18
Coding region: 126-2834 (902 amino acids)
Cellular component (GO): mitochondrion
Molecular function (GO): phosphoric diester hydrolase activity; succinyl-CoA:3-oxo-acid CoA-transferase activity
Source: RefSeq, a predicted model, not a curated record